Guyanagaster necrorhizus is the source of this 2034-nucleotide messenger RNA. Its product is annotated as Sec1-like protein. Lineage: Eukaryota; Fungi; Basidiomycota; Agaricomycetes; Agaricales; Physalacriaceae. Gene Ontology annotation, biological process: vesicle-mediated transport. The coding region runs from base 1 to 2034 and encodes 677 amino acids. The transcript is spliced from 13 exons. The record is from RefSeq and is a predicted model, not a curated record.
AUGGCCUCUCGCGACCCAGCAUCGUCUGAAGGCACCGACGCCCCUCUGGAUACAAAUCUCCUCAAGGAAAUAGCUCGAAAGGCUCUUGUAGAUUCUUUGAACUCUGUGAAUGGUGCGAAGACCUUGGUACUGGAUCCAUCAUUAGCAGGUCCACUGGGACUCGUGACAGAAGUAGCAUUGUUGAAACAUCAUGGCGUUGACAAGAUGUUUUGGCUGGAAGCUGGCCCCCUGACUUCUACCACGUCAAAUAUCAUAUAUCUUUGUCGCCCUCUCAUAAAGCACGUCAAGUUUAUUGCCGAACAGAUCAAACGACACGCCAAAGACGCGGCAAAACACACAUAUACCUUACUCCUGGUUCCACGUGCUUCUACACUGGUAACGCGGAUCCUGGAGGAGGAAGGAGUACUAGGCGAUGUCUCCAUCUCAUCAUAUAAUCUUCAAUUUAUUCCAAUUGAAGAAGAUGUUGUUUCCUUGGAAUAUGAGUCUGUCUUCAAGGACAUAUGGGUGGACGGCGACGAGACGGCAAUAUAUGAUUCUGCCCAGGCCUUGAUCACGCUUCAGAAAUUAUAUGGUCUCUUUCCUCGCGUUAUCGGAAAAGGCGACAAAGCUGCGAGACUUACGGCUCUUCUGACCAGUUCUCUCGCCCAAGCAAGGACAUCCUCAGCACCUGACACCCUUUUCCAAUCCUCGGACAAAAUCGAUGCUUUAAUUGUCCUGGAUCGCCGCGUCGACAUGAUAACACCCCUGCUUACCCAACUUACUUAUGAAGGUCUUAUCGAUGAGCUUAUUAGUAUCAAGAACUCUCACGUCGAAUUACCAACCUCGCUUGUAUCUCCGCCGACCGCUGAGACAACUGGCCUUGCGGCAGCCACCCCCUCCACGUCCUCUGGCACUCUGAGGAAAGAAAAUAAGAAGAAAUACCAUCUUUCGUCAUCGGAUACUCUCUUUGGCGAACUGAGAGAUCUGAAUUUCUCUGCCGUGGGGCGCAGACUGAACAAAGUGGCGCGUCGGCUGGAAGAUGAUUAUAAGGCGAGCCGGCAAGCCAAGACUAUUCCCCAACUUCGGGAUGUUGUGGGCAAGCUGGGCGGCUUGCAGAGCGAGCAUCAAGCAUUACGGCUACAUACCGGUCUUUCUGAGCUCCUAGUCCCUAUGACCCGGACCGACCAUUUCAACAAGUCUCUGGAAAUCCAACAAGACCUUUUGGCGUCUUAUAAUGUCUCUGAGCAAAUAUCCGCUAUUGAGGACCUCAUAGCACAAGGCGCCGAAAUCGAGCUGGUAACCAGACUACUUUGUCUCGCAAGUAUUACUGGGGGAGGUAUCAAGGCAAAGACUUUGGACAACAUUAAGCGCGAAAUUUUACAGACCUAUGGCUAUCACAAUCUACCAAUGCUCUUAUCACUGGCAUCACCUCCGCUUGCAAUUUUACUACCCAAUCCUCUUCCAGCAUCGGCGUCUGCGACGACGCUGCCGAAGUAUCCGUAUACGUCACUAAGAAAGUCCCUUCGGCUGUUGAUUGACGAUAACCCGGAGGCCUUGGAUGAGGUCGAGAAUGACAUCAGCUUUGUCUAUUCUGGUUACGCCCCAAUUAGCAUCCGCCUUGUGCAAUGCGUUGCCCAAAGGGGUGGGGUCCUGAGCAAUCCGGCUGAUAGAGAUAAAGCUGUGCGACAAGGCGAUAACAGUACUAUCCCGGAGGGCAAGGUCCAAGCUCAUGCAAUAAAUGGAUGGAAAGGGUUUGAAGAUGUUAUAGCCACUAUACCUGGCGAAACGGUAGAUGUCAUUCAACAGGGUGUUGGUCGCAGUUCCGCCUCGCCGCCAUUAGGCCGGCCGAUGGAAAACACUAUAACAACCGUCGUAUUUUUUCUUGGUGGCUGCACGUAUACUGAGAUCGCCGCGCUGCGUUGGGUUGGCCGGCAAAAUCGAGGGCGCAAGUUUUUAAUUGCUACAACAGGCAUCGUCAGUGCAUCUAGCAUCAUUGACGGGAUUGCUGGAAUACGGAAGACGGGAGGAUCAUCAUCUAAGGAUGCUGGCAUUUAG